AUGGCUCCCAGAUCUGUCGCACUCCCACCUAAGUCACAUAUUUUGGUCACCGGGUCUAGUGGCUACAUAGGAUCUCAAGUAGUCAAUUCACUUCUUGAGCUAGGAUAUGUGGUACGAGGGAUGGUUCGCUCGCCAAAGCCAUGGUUAGACGAACUUUUUAAGCAAAGAUUUGGUCAGCAUUCCUUUGACACAGUCCUGCUGUCAGAUUUCGAUGAUAGAAGGCUUCUGGCUCAAAUUAUGGACGGAAUCUCUGGAAUAGUACACGUGGCUUCAGAUGUGACCUUUAAUCCAGACCAUGACGCAGUAAUACCUUGGGUUGUGAGAGCUACUCUAAAUAUCCUGGAAGCUGCAUCAAAGCAGCCGUCGGUUAAGCGAGUAGUUCUCACAUCUUCAUCUACAGCUGCUCUAGUCCCCAUAGUUGGCGCAGAGGGUGUGCGCGUGGAUGAGAGCACGUGGAAUGAUUUGUCUGUGCAAAUAGCUAGAAAUCAAUCUUUGCCCGCUGAGCAGUUAGGGUUUCAUGUUUAUGCUGCUUCGAAAACGGAAGGGGAACGCCAGGCCUGGAAGUGGGUCGAUGAACACAAGCCAUCGUUUGUUUUUAACUCAGUAUUGCCUAACUUCACAACUGGCAGGGUUCUUCAUCCUUUAAUUAAAGGAUCAAGCAUGGGGUGUAUCCGUGCCCUUGUUAAAGGCGAUCAAUCUAUGUUUUCGCGCUUCUUCCCACAAUGGUACGUUGAUGUUACCGAUACUGCCCGCCUUCAUGCAAUCGCCUUACUAGAUCCGUUGGUGAUAUCACAGCGAAUUUUCGCCUUCGCCGCACCGAUUCAGCUUAAAGAUAUAAUUUACGCUCUACAAAAGCUGCGACCAAGCAAGAUGCUCCCUGAUCCGCCGGCAAAAGAGUGUCGAGAUUUAACAGAUGUUCUUCCAUCAAGAAAAGCAGAGAAAUUGCUUCAGAGCUUUUAUGGCCAAGCGGGUUGGACACCUUUGGAAACUAGUCUGGCUAAUGGUAUCGAGGACCUGUAA
Molecule: messenger RNA, 1020 nt
Organism: Aspergillus alliaceus
Lineage: Eukaryota; Fungi; Ascomycota; Eurotiomycetes; Eurotiales; Aspergillaceae
Product: NAD dependent epimerase/dehydratase
Exons: 5
Coding region: 1-1020 (339 amino acids)
Molecular function (GO): oxidoreductase activity, acting on the CH-OH group of donors, NAD or NADP as acceptor
Source: RefSeq, a predicted model, not a curated record